This is a messenger RNA of Stegodyphus dumicola, 476 nucleotides long. Its product is annotated as monocarboxylate transporter 9-like. NCBI's taxonomy places the organism in Eukaryota, Metazoa, Arthropoda, Arachnida, Araneae, Eresidae. The record is from RefSeq and is a predicted model, not a curated record.
UUACAGGUGAGUCUCCCGACCACGCUGUAGACGUACCCCCACGUGCUACUAGAAUGGUGAAGAGAGAAGUGCCCCCGGACGGAAACCGAGCAUGGCUAUUUGUGUUUAUAGCCUACCUCCUGUCGGUUGUAGUUUCGGGGCUUCCUCCGUGCUUUGGCCCAAUAAAGGCUGCAAUUACGGAGGAGUUUCCAGACACUUCGACAAGUACCCUUGGCCAAUUUCCAUCUUUGGUCAGCAACUUGAGUCUUUUGCUUUCCCCCAUAGCUACUCUUGUGGUACUGAAAUGUGGUCCUCGUUUGAGUCUUUUUCUAGGAGGACUUUUUUCUGUAAUUGGACUAGGUUUAAGUUCUUUUGCUAAAUGUGCUGGCUUCCUAGUUUUCAGUUACGGAGUUGUGGUCGGGAUUGGUUCCAGUUUAAUAGUUGCAAGUUUGCUCUCUCCCAAAUUGCAGCUUUGUUUACCUCCCGCAAGCCUUUAG